Molecule: messenger RNA, 3684 nt
Organism: Macrosteles quadrilineatus (aster leafhopper)
Lineage: Eukaryota; Metazoa; Arthropoda; Insecta; Hemiptera; Cicadellidae
Exons: 13
Coding region: 118-2769 (883 amino acids)
Molecular function (GO): endonuclease activity; protein binding
Source: RefSeq, a predicted model, not a curated record
GUUUGGAUAACCUAGAAAUUGUAAACUAGGUUUAGAUAGUAUCUGUUAUCUUACUAGUUCUUAGUAUUUCAAGUUCAAGUGCCUGAGGGAUAAAUUUGUCGUAAUAGAUUGAUCAUUAUGAAAAAUGACAGUGAAACAAUGGCUAAACUUUCAUCAUCACCCAAAUUUGCCAAGACAGCCCGAGAGUGGAUCCUUGCUUCGGCAUUAUACGACGGAAUCGAAGACGAGGAUAUUAGACAAAUUGAGAUGCUAGUCUCGGAGAGAGGUGCCAACCCAAAUGUUCUACUACCCGAGUACGGGAUCUCUCCGUUUCACCUAGUGGUGGCUAAUGAGAGCACGACAUUUGCUGUAAGAGCCACGGACCUUUGCCUUCAACAUGGUGCGGACCCUAAUGUCAGAUCAGAAGACGGGUUGACGCCAGUCCAUCUGGCAGCUAUGUGGGGAUGUGUGGAAGUGUUACAUCUGCUAUUGGCUAGCGGAGGCAACCCUUGGCUAGUGGACGACCUCGGACUAAACGCCUUCCACUACGCAAUACAAGAGAAACAACACAAGUGCUACCAACUGCUCAAAACUCUGUGUAACUCUCAGCCUAAACAGUCCGGAUGUCAAAAGUCACCGUACCAUUUGAAUCUCAAGCGAGUAAUUCUCUACAAGAAUGAUCUACAGAUUGUGUACGAAGCUUCACCUUCAAGCGCUCAGAAAUCUACGUCAACUCAGACCUCACCUAAUGCUCCAAGACAGGCUUCAAUUGAGGGAACCACAAAUGGUCUGAAAAAAAAGAACUGCUCUUCCAAAACAGAGCUCGUUGAAAAGGAUGGAAAUUUCCAACAUCAUGAUUCACCUGUCACCUCAAAGCUCAAAUCAAUAAUUGAAACUCACAGAAGAAACUCAACACUUUUUGAAUAUUCACCUUCCAAUGAGAGAAAAAGCAGUUUGAGCAGCGGAGUGGACUCAUGGAAGUGUACGGAUCAAAGUGACGCAGUCAUGACCUGUUAUUCUGAACUGGUCAGUAAAUUGAACGAAUUCAACAGAAUAAGACAAUCACUAAAAGAGAGUGAUGGUAAUGACUUGUUAAAAAAAAUAACCCAACGUAAAGUUCCAUGUGCAACUCCUAAACCUUAUACAGCUCCACCUCGGACUUCUAACUCCACUUGCGACUCAUCUUUCUGUGACAAAUCCAACCAGUACGAUGUGCCCAAAAAUGAAAUAGCUUUUGUACAGGAUAGUACGAAAGCAAACUCUACUUUGGAUGAUGGAAAUUCUCAGUUAAACGAGUCUUCUCCUAGUAUAGGAUUCAUACUAGACAACUUAAGUGAUUUGUGCAAUCAAGACAACAGUUUGUUUUCUGACAUUGCUUCCGACAUUGACGCAUUCACAACUCCAGUACAAAAUGAUGUAGAGAACAUGACGGAAGAUGAAGUGAUUGUUAUAAGUUCAACUGAGAAUACUUUAAAUGACUCGGUUUACCCUUUUGUAUCCUGUGAAAACACGGCGGCAAGAGAAUCAAACGAAGAGUUUGUUACUUGUAGAAACUCAGAGUCUUUUUUAGAGGGAAUCAAAAACAAACAGGAACCACCAGCAAUUGUGGAUGCCUUAAACAAUUAUUUUGAAAAAAAUCCGAGAUCUUCAACAAAUUCAGAAGUGUUUAAAACAAGCACACCCGAAAAACCAGCUCGUGGAAGUAAAGAAAACACCUUCCUAUCAGUGUUGGAUGAUCCGAACACUGGUGGUGGAAAGUGUGACGGAGCCGUGGCUAGGAAGCUAUCCUGGGUGGAGGCUCAAGUUGUCUCUUCCGAUGAGGAACCUUACAUCAGUAUAUCUGAGGAGUACGAGUACACUGACUUAGACGAGGGAGUUGUUCUUAUAGAGAAACGCUACUUGACGAAAGACAUCAGUAUGUCAGCUUCAGGACCUGAUGGUAAAGGUGCAAGAGAAAGCUCUAGUAGUGAGUGUGAAUCGGUGUCAACACUGUCAGGGUCGGAAGGAGCGUACGAGACGGAUGACUUGCGGCGAGCCCUCGUGCAGCACGGGUUUGUCCCUGGACCAAUCACAGGCAACACAAAGCGUGUGUAUCUGCGAAAGCUCAAGCGUUGUCGACGCAAGCCUCAGUCACAACCUUCACCUGACUCUAGUCUACCAGCGUUCAGCACUGAGCUGCUCAAGACAUUGGCUCAGCCGUGCGAACACUUGCUGGCUGAGUGGUCUCACCUCGAGGACUCCAUGACUGCCUCCUUCACCUGUGCUCGACGUCCGUGGCGUGAAGGUCAAGCAAAGACAUCAUUCACCUACCUACUACUAGAUCCUCGGGUCUCACACAACCUGCCUGCGCGUGCGGCCACUGACCCUACCCUCACACACACACUCUGGGGAGAGUUCCUGCGUAGCGUGUUCUACGUGGGGAAGGGGAAGAGAUCUCGUCCAUACUCUCAUCUGUACCAAGCGGUGGCUGCAUGGCAGCAGAAGGAGUACAAGGGCUCUUGUAAAAAGAUUCAACGAAUCUUAGACAUUUGGAGGUCCGGAGAUGGUGUGAUCUGUCUUCAUAUUUUCUUGAACGUAAUUCCUGUAGAGGCCUUCACUCGUGAAGCUGCUAUGAUCUGUGCCCUGACGCUCCCACAGCUCACCAACGAACAGGUUGGGAAGUUCUACGGUUCAGCCGCAAGUUGGAAUGAGAGACUCAAACGUCGGCUUGGCUGUGUUUUGUUGCAUCGAGCGUUUAAAGUUUUCUUGGCGGAAGGCGAGAGACAACUUCGACCAGCUGAUAUAGACUAAGACUUUAUUAGAACCUAAGGCAUUCAUCUUUUACUACCAUUAGUUUUUACAGUAAAAUAAGAAGAAGUUAUCUAAAAAAAUGUGAACAGCCAUGAUGUUUUUGCAAAUUGGAAAUAUAGAGAAGCUUACAAUUUUUAGAGGUGAAACAAACUACACCUACACAUUCAUAAAAACGUUUUAGGAAUAUGAAUGGUGACACCAUGAGUAAUAUUACCUAAUUCUUCGUCUGGUUUUCCUAACUAUGAAACAUUAUACUAGUUUCUAUACUUUUUUGGAUAAUUUUAGUUGAAAUAUGCAAUUUGAUGGGUGCAUUUUCAGUUUUGGUUCCCAUCGGUUUUGUGUAAAAUAAAGUGGUCUCCACCCAGAAACAGUUAAUUACAUUAUCAAACCUUGACAAAAUUGAAAUAUUUGUAAAGCUUUUCUACUUACGACACCUAUUAAAAAUUAAGGGUUUUUAUAGUAACUAGUAAACAUAAAAUUGUAGCCCUAUAGCGUUUAAUAGAUGUCAAACAUUCUAGUGAAUAAUUAUAGUCAAAAGAUUUAAUCUCCGCUCAGUAUUAUGUUGAACUAUUGAAUAGUUUUUAAGACUGAUAUCAAACUAUGAAAAUAGUUUAACUGUCUCUUAGUUUAAAGUUAGGAUUUUUUCGUGCUAACACGUCAUGGAUGCCAUACAGAAAGUUAACGAUGAAAAUUGAGGUUAAUUUGUUAAGCUAGAGGAAUUAAUUAAAGGUUCUUAGUUCUCUAGUUGCAUUUUAAAAGAAAUUGCUAAGUUCUUUCCUCUUUAGUUUUCUUCCUUUAUGGUCUUGACUCUCUAUAGUUUACUAUAUACGUUUGAACUAAGAGUACAGUAACUGUUAUUUGCCCAUUCAUUACCUUUGAUAGCUACUUAAAUGCUAUAGAUAUAUUUAUAUAUAA